AUGCCGCCGCCCGACGACGCAGGACACCUCCGCCACCCGAGGACCGCUCCGCCGUCUCGACCACGCCUCCUCGCCGGACUACCUCCCCGGCGUCGCGUCGUCCUCGUCCCCCACCUCAAGCCCCGCUGCCAUUGCCCUACACUACCCGGUCAGGGCCACGCCCUCUCCUCUCUCCCCUGUCCCCAUACGCACGCCCCGCGCUACCGCUUGCCUCCCCGCACCGCCCCGCCUUUGCUCCGCGCCUCUGCCUCCCUCCCCAUGCGCCACCUGCUGUCGCUGCUGCCGCUGCAUGACGACCGCGCCCGCGCGUCACACCCCCUGCUCCUGACUGCGCCAACAUGCGCAGAAGGGCUCGCCCCCGCGCGCCCCGCCGGCUCGCCCGGUGCCGCUUGGCCCCAGGACUCGCCCCUCCGGCACCCCCGCGGUGCCCCACCGUCGGCGCCCGGAUCUGCCCCGUCGGGCGCCCGUAACCGCCCGCACGCUCACGGGGCUCCGCCCGAGCAACCGCGCCCGUUAGCCUGCUAA
Aegilops tauschii subsp. strangulata is the source of this 525-nucleotide messenger RNA. The record is from RefSeq and is a predicted model, not a curated record. Lineage: Eukaryota; Viridiplantae; Streptophyta; Magnoliopsida; Poales; Poaceae.